Molecule: messenger RNA, 1245 nt
Organism: Rotaria sordida
Lineage: Eukaryota; Metazoa; Rotifera; Eurotatoria; Philodinida; Philodinidae
Source: the annotation of a GenBank genome assembly
AUGUAUGAUAAUGCAACACAUGCAUGUAAGAUAAUGAAGUCAUUAAAUCAAGAACAAGAAUAUGCUUUUUCUACUAUAUCUAAAUUACUUAUAACACUUCGUCAACAAAUUAUACCUUAUCCAAACGAAUAUUUUCAUGGUCGAGGUAUUGUUCUUACUGUUGGACCACAUCAAUUAGCAUUAGCGAAAGUCAAUUUAAAAAUGAUUGAACAUAGUGGUACUCAAUUACAUGUUCAAAUAUGGUAUUCAUCCAGUCAAAUCUCAGAAACAAUGAUGAUGGAAUUACUUAAUACGGCACCUAAACUCAAUUCACAGAUAUGUUGUUUUGAUAAAGCUCAAUGUAGAACUCAUACACAAAUCUGGCAACUUAAUCAUACUCAUGUCUACAAACCUCGUAUAGGCAAUCUAUUGAAACAUUUUCCUUAUAAACCAGCAGCGAUUAUUAGUGCUACUUUUGCUGAAGUACUAUUUCUCGAUUGUGAUGCAUAUAUUACACGAGAUCCAAUAGAUCUUUUUCUUUCUGAUCCAAUGUAUCUCAAAUUUGGUGCUCUUUUCUUUCCUGAUGCUUAUCAAAGUCGACAACAUCCAGGUGUAUGGAAUUUGUUUAAUACAAGUUGUGGUGAACAUGAAUAUGAAUUUGAUAGUGCAACAAUAUUAGUUGAUAAAAAACGUGUAUGGAAUGGACUCUAUAUGACAAAAUUAAUGAAUGAUAAUUAUGAACUAUUCUAUAAACAUGUUACCGAUGGAGACAAAGAUACAUUUCGAUUAGGUUUUCGUUAUAUGAAUGUAAAAUAUUACAUAGUGAUGAUACCGUGUGCUACUGGUUCAUUUGAUGGUAUUCGUUUUUGUGGUUGGACUCUUUGUAAGACAGAUAGUCUUGCACAACAUAUCUAUGUUAAUCAUGUUCAUCUUUUCAAAUAUGAACGUAUCAGUUAUACAUCAGCUAAUUUAGGUUAUACACGUAUUGGUCUUGGUGAUCCAAAUAAUAAUUCAUUUUUUUUUGUUCAUUGUCGUUUGUCUGAAACAUCUAAAAGUUGUUUUCAUAUUGUUAAAAAGCCUAAUCCACAAAUUACUAAUAGUCAAUGCUAUACAGGUGGGAUUCAAUCAGAGGAUCUUGAGGAUCAUCAAUAUGCAUCGAAUAAAUCUUUAUUAUAUGAAGAAUCAAGAAAAAAUCGAAUAUUAAUAAGUAAAACAAAUAAUUUGAUACCUCAUUUUGUUGAUAAUUUGUUGAAAUAUAUUCAAUAA